AUGGGCGGCAUGAACAGCAUGAACGGUAUGAGCGGCGUGAACAGCAUGAACGGUAUGAGCGGCGUGAACAGCAUGAACAGCAUGAACGGUAUGAGCGGCGUGAACAGCAUGAACAGCAUGAACAGCAUGAACGGUAUGAACAGCAUGAACGGUAUGAGCGGCGUGAACAGCAUGAACGACUGGGCAGAAACGCAGGGAGCGUAUAGAAAAUGGCUUUGUAAGUUUUUUCUUUUCCUUUUGAAAAUCCGCACAAGGGGGAUAAACCAAAAAAAAGGGGAGGCAAAGAGGGUGAAGAAGGUGAAGAAGGUGAAGAAGGUGAAGAAGCCGAAGAAGGCAAAGAAGGCAAAGAAAGCAACGAACGCAACGAAUGCACAGCGGGUAAAGAAGUUGAAGAAGCGCAGGAGUGCUUCCCAAAUGGAAGAUGCAAGAAAUGUACAAAGUGGUAUGAGAAAAAAAAAAAAAAAAAUGAAAAAAAAGAAAGAAAGAAAAAAAACAAAAGCAGAGAUGAUUGGCUAA
Plasmodium vivax (malaria parasite P. vivax) is the source of this 516-nucleotide messenger RNA. RefSeq lists its product as hypothetical. The record is from RefSeq and is a predicted model, not a curated record. The transcript has 2 exons. NCBI's taxonomy places the organism in Eukaryota, Apicomplexa, Aconoidasida, Haemosporida, Plasmodiidae. The coding region runs from base 1 to 516 and encodes 171 amino acids.